AGCAUUGGUUCAUUCGGAGAGUGCCUUUGACGCUGCCCUUCCUUUAUGUUGCUUGAACAAUAAACCUUCUAAGGAUAAAGCACUUUGUUCGAACACUCCUUAUAUAUCAAUAAAUAUUACUCCCUACCUCUUCACACAGAUUCACACAUAGCCUGUAUAUUCCUUUCUAUCGUGAUCAUUCAAGUUCAGAAUGCACGUACUAUCCACCCUCACCCAGGCUCUGAGCCUCUUUGCUCCCCUCGCCGCAGCCGCAUACACACUACAAGAUGACUACGGCACGGACUCAGCGUUCUUCGACAAAUUCAGCUUCUUCACAGGCGGUGAUCCCACCCACGGCUUUGUCAAGUACGUCGACAGAGGUGCAGCCCAAAGCGCAGGCCUAAUCAACGCCGACGGAUCCAUCUACAUGGGCGUAGACUACAAAAAUGCCGCGCCAGACGGCCGCCAAAGCGUCCGAAUCAGCAGCAACAAAGUCUACAACCACGGUCUUUUCAUCCUAGAUCUAGCCCACAUGCCCGGCAGUAUCUGUGGAGCCUGGCCAGCAUACUGGCUCCUCGGUCCCAACUGGCCCAACAACGGCGAAAUCGACGUCAUAGAAGGCGUGAACGAGCAAACUAACAACCAAUAUGCCCUGCACACCAGCGACAGCUGCACAAUCAACAAUUCAGGGUUCUCGGGCUCCCUCCUCACAAGUAACUGCUACAUCAAUGCCCCCGGCCAAGCCAGCAACGCAGGCUGCGGUAUCAAAGAUAACUCGGCCCAGUCGUACGGGAACGGGUUUAACAGUGCCGGCGGCGGCGUGUAUGCAACUGAAUGGACUGGCGAGGCUAUCAGUGUUUGGUUCUUCCCGCGUUCGAGCAUCCCCGCUGAUAUUGGUAGUGGACAUCCAAAUCCGAGUGGUUGGGGGACGCCGUCGGCGAGGUUUGCCGGGGCUUGCAACAUUGAUUCGCAUUUUAAGGAUUUGCAAAUUAUCUUCGAUACGACCUUUUGCGGGGACUGGGCUGGUAGUGUUUGGGGGUCGAGUAGCUGUGCCGCGAAGGGGUCUUGCAAUAAUUGGGUGGCGAAUAACCCUGCUGCAUUCAAGGAUGCCUUUUGGCGUAUUAACUCGCUGAAGGUUUAUCAGGGAGGGGCUGCGAGCGUUGAGAGCAAUGUGACUGAGUGGAAGAUGGAUGUAGGUAUCGGCAGACGUUCAUUUAUCAGACAGCGGAGAGAGAACUGGGCAAAUUGACCUUGUAUGCUUGACGACGAUGUAAAUAUCCCUGGUGGGAUUUGAUAUACCCUGCGUUUUGUAUGGAUGGACUUACACUCUCGUUUAUGGAUGUACAUAGGGAUUUGAUGGC
Messenger RNA from Aspergillus pseudonomiae, 1340 nucleotides. Its product is annotated as glycoside hydrolase family 16 protein. NCBI's taxonomy places the organism in Eukaryota, Fungi, Ascomycota, Eurotiomycetes, Eurotiales, Aspergillaceae. Gene Ontology annotation, biological process: glucan catabolic process. Bases 191 to 1228 code for a protein of 345 amino acids. The transcript has 3 exons. The record is from RefSeq and is a predicted model, not a curated record. Gene Ontology annotation, molecular function: hydrolase activity, hydrolyzing O-glycosyl compounds.